Zychaea mexicana is the source of this 1548-nucleotide messenger RNA. RefSeq lists its product as uncharacterized. Lineage: Eukaryota; Fungi; Mucoromycota; Mucoromycetes; Mucorales; Lichtheimiaceae. The record is from RefSeq and is a predicted model, not a curated record. Bases 1 to 1548 code for a protein of 515 amino acids. Gene Ontology annotation, molecular function: RNA binding. The transcript is spliced from 5 exons. Gene Ontology annotation, cellular component: ribonucleoprotein complex.
AUGGCCUCUCCUGCUGCUUCCCCCACUACAUCUGCACCAAAUAAGGAUAAUGGAGCACCCGUAGAUACUCAGAAUCCCGAACAGCAGCAGCAGCAGCAAGGAGGACAGUCUUCAACAACGACGCCACCCGUUCCCACCGGCUCGCUCUAUGUUGGCGAAUUAGAUCCAACUGUAACAGAAGCCAUGUUAUUCGAAGUUUUCAACAUGAUUGGUCCCGUCGCUAGCAUUCGAGUAUGUCGCGACGCGAUCACACGACGAAGCCUUGGCUAUGCAUAUGUCAACUUUCACAGCAGCGACGAUGCCGAACGUGCCAUCGACUCGCUCAAUUACAGCUUGAUCAAGGGCCGACCUUGCCGUAUCAUGUGGUCCCAACGCGAUCCUGCACUCCGUAAGACCGGCAAUGGCAAUAUCUUUAUCAAGAACCUCGAUCCUACCAUCGAUAACAAGGCCCUUCACGAUACUUUCUCGGCUUUCGGUCACAUUUUGUCCUGCAAGAUUGCUUUGGACGAGACCGGUCAGUCCAAGGGCUACGGCUUUGUACAUUACGAAACAGAGGAAGCAGCUGAUAUGGCUAUUCAAAAGGUCAACGGUAUGCUUUUGAACGACAGAAAAGUUUUCGUUGGACACCACGUCUCUCGCAAGGAACGUCAAGCAAAGAUGGACGAGAUGAGAGCCAACUUCACCAACGUGUACGUCAAGAACAUUGAUGGUCUUGUCUCUGACGAAGAACUCGGUAGCCUUUUCCGCAAAUACGGCACAGUUACCUCGGUUGCUAUUGCCAAGGAUGACCAAGGCGUGUCCCGCGGAUUCGGUUUUGUCAACUUUGAGAACCACGAGGAUGCCAGAAAGGCUGUGGAAGAACUGAACGAUACCGACUUUAACGGCCGAACCCUGUAUGUUUCGCGUGCCCAAAAGAAGAACGAGCGUGAGCAAGAGCUGCGACGACAGUACGAGCAAGCACGUAUGGAGAAGCUCAGCAAAUACCAAGGUGUUAACUUAUACGUCAAGAACCUCGAUGACGACAUUGAUGAUGAGCGUCUCCGCCAAGAAUUCGCCGUGUAUGGUGUUAUCACCAGCGCCAAGGUGAUGCGUGACGACACCACCGGUGUCAGCCGUGGAUUUGGCUUUGUAUGCUUCUCGGAAGCUGAUGAAGCAACCCGCGCUAUUACUGAAGCAAACGGACGGAUGUUGGGAUCGAAGCCUAUCUACGUGGCGCUCGCUCAGCGAAAGGAUGUCCGUCGCGCACAGUUGGAGGCUCAAAUGACCCACCGUAGCAACAUGCGCAUGGGUGUUCCUCCCGGCCCACCUCCAGCUGGUUAUAUGCAGCCUGGUAUGUUCUAUCCUCCUGGUCCUGGCGGCUUUGUCCCCGGUCCUGGCCAGGGCGGCCCACCCAUCAAUGUCAACAACAAUAACAACACCAGUGCUCCUGCUGCCGCUGCUGCCGCACCCGAACAACAACCUGACGCCUUGACUGCCGAGACAAUGGCUGCUGUCCCAGCCGAACAACAGAAACAGAUGUUGGGAGAGCGCUUAUACCCGCUCAUGUAA